AUGGGAGCCAUUUUGCUGGCAUGGUCGGUUCAACCUGCGGAAGAGGACGGAAGCAAGUACUCGGUACAGGAGGAUGAGUCCUUUCCUUGCGAGGCGGCAGUUUGUGGCGACGAUAAAGAGGUCAUAGCACCUCUGCCGAACGGGAAUGGCAGCGCGAAUGGGGUUCAACAUGGUGACUCUUCAAGAGCAUUGAUGGGGUCGUACAGGAAAGGAAGCAACGGUGACGACGAUUCCGACGAAGCGUCGGAGGCCGCAUCUUUCAAGCGGAGCCAGCGGCUGUCCAUGAAGUGA
Molecule: messenger RNA, 291 nt
Organism: Symbiodinium sp. CCMP2592
Lineage: Eukaryota; Dinophyceae; Suessiales; Symbiodiniaceae
Source: the annotation of a GenBank genome assembly